AUGCAUUCAAAACUAGUCAUCAUUGGCUCUGGGCCAGCAGGCCACACCGCAGCCAUCUAUGCUGCACGAGCUGACCUGAACCCCGUAAUGUACGAGGGUUUCAUGGCUCUCGGUAUCGCGGCAGGCGGUCAGUUGACCACCACGGACGAAGUCGAGAACUUCCCUGGCUUCACAAAGAUUGGAGGAGGAAAGCUCAUGGAACAAAUGCGCGAACAAUCCGAAGCAUGUGGCACCGAAAUCAUUUCCCAGACCGUCGCCAAGGUUGACCUGAAGGCGCGCCCUUUCAAGUACUGGCUACACCCCAUGGGUGACGAUGUCGAAAUUGAGGAGGAAGAACACACUGCUGAUGCUCUGAUCAUCGCAACUGGCGCCAAAGCAAGGAGGUUAGACCUCAAGGGCGAGGACAAGUACUGGGGCAACGGUGUCUCUGCAUGCGCAGUUUGCGACGGAUCACUGCCCAUGUUCCGCGACCAGCCCCUCGUCGUCAUUGGAGGCGGAGAUUCAGCAGUAGAGGAGGCACUCUACCUCACCAAGAAGGCGAAAAAGGUUACUGUCCUCGUCCGACGAGACAAACUACGGGCUAGCCGAACCAACGCCCGCCGGUUGACAACGCACCCCAAGAUUGAGGUCAUGUUCAACACCAGCGGUGUAGAGAUCAAGGGCGAGGAGAAGAAGAAUGGCCUCAUGACACACUUGGUGGUCAAGAACAACCAGACACAGGAAGAGCAGACACUGGAGGCCAAGGGCUUGUUCUAUGCCGUAGGACACGACCCAGCCACCGCGCUGUUCAAGGGACAGCUCGACAUGGAUGAGGAUGGCUACCUCAUCACUAAGCCUGGUGAAGGUCUUACCAGUGUAGAAGGUGUCUUUGCUGCUGGUGACGUUCAAGACAAGCGAUACCGACAGGCCAUUACCAGCGCAGGAUCCGGCUGCAUUGCUGCUCUCGAAGCCGAGAAGUGGCUUGCUGAGCGUGACGAGAGCGUUAGCAACGAACUAGAGACCGAGAACCAAGCCGAGAAGUCGCAGACCAACGGUAUCGUCCCCGAAUACCGUUCUAACCCUCUUCUAUAA
This is a messenger RNA of Bipolaris zeicola 26-R-13, 1071 nucleotides long. RefSeq lists its product as uncharacterized. Lineage: Eukaryota; Fungi; Ascomycota; Dothideomycetes; Pleosporales; Pleosporaceae. The record is from RefSeq and is a predicted model, not a curated record. Gene Ontology annotation, molecular function: thioredoxin-disulfide reductase (NADPH) activity. The transcript is spliced from 5 exons. Gene Ontology annotation, cellular component: cytoplasm. Gene Ontology annotation, biological process: removal of superoxide radicals. Bases 1 to 1071 code for a protein of 356 amino acids.